GCAAGAUGUCGGCAGUCGGCAGCCCUGAGCGUCUGUAGAGCGGCUCAUUUGUGUGACAGGAGCCGGGCGGAGGCGGUUGGGAGUGGUCGAGGAGGGGACGCGAGGUCGAGGUCCGGGGACCCGGCACUGAGGGUGCACGGGUGGCUCCCCGGAAUGCGCCACAGUCCCCCGAGCAGCCGGGAAGGCGAGCCGCGCGGGAGCGCUUCAUGCCACCCACCGGCAUAGAGACCUCCAGGAUGAACAGGAAGAAAGGAGACAAGGGCUUCGAGAGCCCACGGCCGUACAAAUUAACCCAUCAGGUCGUCUGUAUCAACAACAUAAACUUCCAGAGAAAAUCUGUUGUGGGAUUCGUGGAGUUGACUAUAUUUCCUACAGUUGCAAACUUGAAUAGAAUCAAAUUGAACAGUAAACAGUGUAGAAUAUACCGAGUCAGGAUCAAUGACUUGGAGGCUGCUUUUAUUUAUAAUGAUCCAACUUUAGAAGUUUGUCACAGUGAAUCAAAACAGAGAAAUCUCAACUAUUUUUCCAAUGCGUAUGCAGCUGCGGUUAGUGCUGUGGAUCCUGAUGCGGGGAAUGGAGAGCUCUGCAUUAAGGUUCCCUCAGAGCUCUGGAAGCAUGUCGAUGAGUUAAAGGUUCUGAAGAUACAUAUUAACUUCUCUUUGGAUCAGCCAAAAGGAGGUCUUCAUUUUGUGGUACCCAGUGUAGAGGGCAGUAUGGCAGAGAGAGGUGCUCAUGUCUUCUCUUGUGGGUAUCAAAAUUCUACAAGAUUUUGGUUCCCAUGUGUUGAUUCAUACUCUGAGCUGUGCACAUGGAAGUUAGAAUUUACAGUAGACGCUGCAAUGGUCGCCGUGUCCAAUGGGGAUUUGGUGGAGACGGUGUACACGCAUGAUAUGAGGAAGAAGACCUUCCACUAUAUGCUUACUAUUCCGACAGCAGCAUCCAAUAUCUCCUUGGCCAUUGGGCCUUUUGAAAUCCUCGUAGAUCCAUAUAUGCAUGAGGUUACACAUUUUUGUUUACCCCAACUUCUUCCGUUGCUUAAACAUACCACGUCGUACCUUCAUGAAGUUUUUGAAUUUUAUGAAGAAAUUUUGACUUGUCGCUAUCCGUACUCCUGUUUUAAGACUGUCUUCAUUGAUGAGGCUUACGUUGAAGUGGCCGCUUAUGCUUCUAUGAGUAUUUUUAGCACAAACCUUCUGCACAGCGCCAUGAUUAUCGACGAGACCCCACUGACCAGACGGUGCCUAGCGCAGUCCUUAGCACAGCAGUUCUUCGGCUGCUUCAUAUCCAGGAUGUCCUGGUCUGAUGAAUGGGUUCUGAAAGGAAUUUCAGGCUAUAUUUAUGGACUCUGGAUGAAAAAAACUUUCGGUGUUAACGAAUAUCGCCAUUGGAUUAAAGAGGAGCUGGAUAAAAUAGUGGCAUAUGAACUGAAAACUGGAGGAGUUUUAUUACAUCCCAUAUUUGGUGGUGGGAAAGAAAAGGAUAACCCAUCUUCCCACCUUCAUUUUUCAAUAAAGCAUCCACAUACCCUGUCCUGGGAAUACUACACCAUGUUUCAGUGCAAAGCCCACCUCGUGAUGAGACUGAUUGAAAACAGAAUCAGCAUGGAGUUUAUGCUCCAAGUUUUCAAUAAACUACUAAGUCUGGCUAGCACUGCUUCGUCUCAGAAGUUCCAGUCACACAUGUGGAGCCAGAUGCUGGUUUCCACCUAUGGAUUUUUGAAAUCAAUUUCCAACGUCUCUGGCAAAGACAUCCAGCCCUUAAUAAAACAGUGGGUAGACCAGAGUGGAGUAGUAAAAUUUUACGGAAGUUUUGCAUUUAAUAGAAAGCGAAACGUUUUAGAACUAGAAAUAAAACAAGAUUACACAUCUCCUGGAACUCAGAAGUACGUGGGACCACUUAAAGUGACAGUGCAAGAGUUAGAUGGAUCCUUCAACCAUACCUUGCAAAUCGAAGAAAACAGUCUCAAGCAUGAUAUACCCUGCCACUCUAAAAGCAGAAGGAAUAAGAAGAAAAAAAUCCCACUGAUGAAUGGGGAAGAAGUUGACAUGGACCUUUCUGCAAUGGACGCUGAUUCCCCUUUGCUGUGGAUAAGAAUAGACCCAGAUAUGUCGGUCCUGAGGAAGGUGGAGUUUGAGCAGGCUGAUUUCAUGUGGCAGUAUGAACUCCGCUACGAGAGAGACGUCGUGGCUCAGCAGGAAUCCAUCCUGGCUCUGGAAAAGUUCCCCACCCCGGCAUCGCGCCUGGCGCUCACCGACAUCCUAGAGCAAGAGCAGUGCUUCUACCGAGUCCGAAUGGCGGCGUGCUUCUGUCUUGCGAAGAUUGCAAACUCAAUGGUGAGCACAUGGACAGGACCACCAGCCAUGAAGUCUCUCUUUACUCGAAUGUUUUGUUGUAAAACUUGUCCAAACAUCGUGAAAACAAACAACUUCAUGAGUUUUCAGAGUUAUUUUCUACAGAAGACUAUGCCAGUUGCCAUGGCUUUGUUAAGAGAUGUACAUAAUCUUUGUCCCAAAGAAGUUUUAACAUUUAUUUUAGACUUAAUCAAGUACAAUGACAACAGAAAAAAUAAGUUUUCAGAUAACUAUUAUCGUGCAGAAAUGAUUGAUGCUCUGGCUAAUUCUGUUACACCUGCUGUCAGUGUGAAUAAUGAAGUUAGAACUUUGGAUAACUUAAAUCCUGAUGUUCGGCUAAUUCUUGAGGAAAUAACUCGAUUUCUGAACAUGGAAAAACUUCUCCCAAGUUACAGACACACUAUCACCGUCAGCUGUUUGAGAGCCAUAAGGGUGCUUCAGAAGAAUGGACAUGUGCCAAGUGAUUCAUCUCUUUUCAAAUCCUAUGCUGAGUAUGGCCAUUUUGUGGACAUCAGGAUAGCAGCUUUGGAAGCUGUUGUUGAUUACACUAAAGUGGACCGGAGUUAUGAAGAACUUCAGUGGCUACUUAAUAUGAUUCAGACUGAUCCUGUACCUUAUGUAAGGCAUAAGAUUCUAAACAUGUUGACUAAGAAUCCACCAUUUACAAAGAACAUGGAGUCUCCCUUAUGUAAUGAAGCCCUAGUAGACCAGCUCUGGAAAUUAAUGAAUUCUGGUACUGCCCAUGACUGGAGGUUACGGUGUGGUGCUGUGGAUUUGUACUUCACUUUGUUUGGCCUCAGUAGACCUUCCUGUUUACCCUUGCCAGAGCUCGGGCUUGUUCUUAAUCUCAAGGAGAAAAAAGCUGUCUUGAAUCCUACCAUAAUUCCAGAAACCGGAGCAGGCGCCCAGGAAUCUGCGAGUAAUGCCGGCUGUCAUGCUCAGCUUGCUGGAUUCCAGAACCCUUUUUCAGGUUCUCAAGAUGAGGAGGAGGUUGAUAUGGAUACUGUUCAUGAUAGUCAGGCCUUCAUUUCCCAUCAUCUGAACAUGCUUGAAAGGCCAUCUACUCCAGGGCUUUCUAAAUAUCGACCAUCCAGCUCCAGAUCUUCCUUAAUGCCCCAGCAUUCAUUAGGCUGUGACAUCAUACCACCCACAAAACCCCCGUGGAGUAUGGAACUGUCCCGAAAGGGAAUAGGUAAAGAGCAGCCUUUGGAGCUGGGCGUGCAUUCCAUGGUAGCAGCCCCACUCUCAGUGUUUGCUAAGGAGUCUACGUCCUCUAGACACAGCGAGCACCAUCAUCACCAUCACCACGAGCACAAGAAGAAGAAGAAGAAGCACAAGCACAAGCAUAAGCAUAAACACAAGCACGACAGCAAGGACAAGGACAAGGAGCCCUUUGCCUUCUCCAGCCCUGCCAGCGGCAGGUCUGUGCGCUCGCCUUCCCUCUCAGACUGAAGCAUCUGCAGAGCCCUCUCCCGAGUCCCGCACAGAAGAUGGUGUUACUAAAGCCUGGUCCUCCGUGGAGCAUGGUGAAGGGGAAAUACAGAGAAGCUGGAGUGCACUGGAGUUCUGGGCAUUCAGUUUCUGCUCUUUGUAUAUCUGGGGUCUAAGGAGGAACUGGUUUUUUUGGUUCUGGAUGAACUGUUCCAUCCCUUUGUUUCUUCCUGAAAACACAGAGUGACUUCUUUUACAAAAGCCUUCAUGUCUCCUGCAGACCCAUUCACAUGUGGUCGCCUGUGAACUGUAAGGUCAGGUAUGCGUGGAAGCUGCUGAUGGAUGUCAUGGGCAAAGGAGCAUCAGCAGAAGGAACUGCCAGAUCUGUGGUACCCAGCAUUUCCAUGAAGUGCUGAAUAACACCACUUGGCAUUGCUGGAAAGGCAGGCUUUUCUGUAGGACUCAACCCUCUUGGCUGCUCUUCUGUGUAGCCAUAGAAAAUAAGUACCAUCAUUUAUGAGCUAAGAAUUGUAUAUUUCCUUUUAUCCUAAAUUACAAAAAGUUUGGAAAGAAAUUAUUUUUAAAAGCAUUUAAAGUAACUAUCUUUUGAUAGUACAUUUGGUGAUUUUGAUGUUGUAAUUUAACAGAACAGUCAGACUCUCCAUUAUGCUCAAAUCAAGAUGUUUAAAUUACAUUUUGUUUUGUCUUCUAUUAAGUAUAAAGGAAUGUGUUCAUAUGUAAAAUGUGUGUUGCUGAAUGUGAACAGUUUACACACAUAACUUGUACUUUUUUCUACAAUUACCCUGUAUAUAAGGCAGGCAGGUACUCCAUGCCUUUAAACCGAGCAUUGGAGGGUAGAGGUAGGAGGAUUGUUCAAGACCAGCCUGAGAUACAUGAAAGUCUGUAUCAAAAAAGCAAAGUAAUGAAAAUUACUAUAUAUAACAAAAUAUGAUGCUUUAAGAGGGUGUGUUUUAUUUGUUAUUUAUCGGCUUGGACAUAGAUAAUUUGACCCAUAUUGGAGAAUACCAGCAACAGUUUAAAAAUACAUGUGCAGUGUUUUGGUUUCUUAUUUUAACAGUUUGUAUGGUUGUGUGUUUUGUUUUUGUUAUUUUUUUUUGUUUUUCUGAAUUUACCAAGUUCUCUGGUAAAUUUUUUUUCGUAUCUAGUUUUUAUCGUUUACCUUAUUACUAAAAUGUUUGACUAAAUUCCUAUGCUCAGAAUAAAUAUUUCAAAAGGGAUCCAAUAAUGCUGGACUUUUAAAUAAUAAAUAACUUUUUUUAAGU
Microtus oregoni (creeping vole) is the source of this 5065-nucleotide messenger RNA. It is a transcript of the gene Taf2, whose product is annotated as TATA-box binding protein associated factor 2. The coding region runs from base 207 to 3803 and encodes 1198 amino acids. Gene Ontology annotation, cellular component: transcription factor TFIID complex. The transcript has 26 exons. Lineage: Eukaryota; Metazoa; Chordata; Mammalia; Rodentia; Cricetidae. The record is from RefSeq and is a predicted model, not a curated record. Gene Ontology annotation, biological process: transcription initiation at RNA polymerase II promoter. Gene Ontology annotation, molecular function: chromatin binding; transcription cis-regulatory region binding; RNA polymerase II general transcription initiation factor activity.